This is a messenger RNA of Polyodon spathula (Mississippi paddlefish), 1935 nucleotides long. Its product is annotated as CD209 antigen-like protein E. Lineage: Eukaryota; Metazoa; Chordata; Actinopteri; Acipenseriformes; Polyodontidae. The transcript has 10 exons. Bases 413 to 1264 code for a protein of 283 amino acids. Gene Ontology annotation, molecular function: signaling receptor activity. The record is from RefSeq and is a predicted model, not a curated record.
GUAGUUUUCUUUUUCUUUUUCUUUGUUAUUUAUUUUUUUAAAUUAUUAUUUUUUAAAACUUCAGGAAAUGGUUCAGGACAGGUGCAUCUUCAAAUAGCAGACACGGUAAACAGCGGCAGCAAUAGGAAACCACAAACUGAAACCCCCAAAAAUAUGCUAUUAGUCUGAAUGUGCUAAAGAAGAGCCUUCCUCCCUCCUCCCCUAUACUAGACAUGCCUCUCUCUGGAAGAACAGUGCGGAGUAUCACCGUAAUCUAGAAUCUAGCCAGAGUGUUCUCAUUCUACCCAGAGGACAGCUCAGCUUUACAGCAAACACCCAACCUGGGAAAGAACUCGCUGCUUCAAACUGGGUUGUCUUCUUGUAGUGCCUGCUAACAAAACACAGCCGCUGUCUGUUCGGUGAUUCUGUAAGGAUGGCAGAUGGGUUUGGUACAAUUUCACCCUAUGAGCAGAGCUGCAGCACAGCUUACAGGCCUGUCCUGGCCACCGAGGACCCCGCGCAGAGCCGUCCGUCUCGUUGCCUGUCCUGGACGCUUCUGCUCCUGUUAGUGGUCGAUGUUUGCCUGCUGAUAUCUGCGCUGGUCUGCCUUUCGGGGCUUACUGGUGAGCAAUUGGACCUGGAAAAAAAAAUCUCUGACCUGACAAAUACAGCUGAAGCCAGUUACAGCAAGGCAACAGAGCAUCACAAUGAAACCAGAACGAGACUGAGAGCAGUGGACUCUAACAUUUCGUUUUGCACGGAAGCUGUAAUCAACGUUUCAAAUUCGUUGAGCGACUCUGGCUUGCAGAACGCUAUAGAGUUAUAUAAGAUGUAUAUAAGAGACUUCUGUUCCAAGAAAGCCAGUGAAAAAGCCUAUACCUGCCUCCCAUGUCCUCUGGGCUGGCAGCAAACUGGGAGGCGCUGCUACGUGUUUUCUGAUCAGCAAAAAACCUGGAUGGACUCCCAGUUGUUCUGUCAGUCAAAGCAAGCAGAUCUGCUCAUCAUCAACAACGCAGAGGAACAGCAGGCGAUAAUCAGUAAGAAGCAUUCGUCUCGUUACUACUGGAUUGGACUCAGUGACAGGGUCAAGGAAGGUGACUUCAGAUGGGUGGACAACACAAGCAUCAGCACCACAGAGCAGUUUUGGAGAAAAAAUCAACCAGAUGACUACAACAAUGAAGAUUGCAUCCAUUUAUCCUAUGAUGGGUUGUGGAAUGAUAUUUCAUGUGAUACACAAUUUUAUUUCAUUUGUGAAAAGGAAUCUAGAAUGAUCUUUUUUCUGUGAAAUGGCUUUGUUUGUAGAUCAAGAAUACAAUAUGCUACUGAGUUUUAUUGUUUUGGUGUUUUUUUUUUUUUUUUCUUUCUCAAAAACGAGAGGCCAGUUACAUGCUCUUCAGAAGGUGCUAAAGUUAUUAGGUACCUGAAGGCAGUAACAGCAGAGUUAUAGCGUUGUACAGUAGAGCCUCAGCGUUACAAGCAACAAACUGAAAAGGUUAACCAACUGAAAUAGCAAGCACUGGGAAACACAGAUGUGUUACACUUUUAAUUGAAAAAAAAAACACCCACCUGACGGCAGUAUCAUCCUCAGCAACGGGACUAUGCUGCCUGUACUGUAUCCUUGUAGUAUUCUCCAAAUCGAGGGCGUAGAUAGCAGGUGAACACAUGUAUUAAUACCAAUGCAAAGUCAUUUUCAGAGCUACUGGCAUUUCAGGCUGACAAACAACCUCCAUUCCCAAUGUGAUGGAACUCAGAGGUUCUGCUGUGUUUGAAAUAUCUGAGUUUUAAAACAAGCAAAGAUUUUCAAUGCAAAAGCAAAGGACCAGUGAUUAUAAUGUUACUAGUCCUAAUAAGAGGUGACGUGCACCUUAAAACCGUGCUUAUUGCAUAAUUUUUCUUUUAUUUCAUUGCAUAUUUUAUUUGAUUUUGGGGCACAAAAUGUGUUUUCUGUUUGGUGUU